Molecule: messenger RNA, 885 nt
Organism: Rotaria socialis
Lineage: Eukaryota; Metazoa; Rotifera; Eurotatoria; Philodinida; Philodinidae
Source: the annotation of a GenBank genome assembly
AUGAAUAUUCAUCGAAUAUUAUUUUUAUCACAUCUGAGUCGAAAAUUUUAUACUAGAGUUUCUACUCUUCGUUAUUCAUCAUCACCGAAUGUAACCGUUAAAGUCAGUCACGUCGAUGGUACACCAUCGAUUCGUCUUAUUGGUAUCAAUCGUCCAUCGAAAAGAAAUUGUGUUAAUCAUUCCACAGCACUUCAACUUUUGUCAGCUUUUCAACAAUUUGAAAAUGAUGAUACAGCUCGUUUGGCUAUUCUCUAUGGCGAAGGUGGUUCAGCAUUUUGUGCUGGCUAUGAUUUAAGCGAAGUUGCUUCAGCAAAUAUUUCCCUGCCGAUGAAGUAUAAUAAAGAUGAACCUGGCCCGAUGGGACCAAGUCGUAUGAGUUUGCAAAAACCAUUAAUAGCUGCUGUUGCCGGGCCAUGUGUUGCUGGUGGUCUCGAAUUAUCUCUUCUAGCUGAUAUGCGUGUUGGUGAAGAAUCAUCAAAAUAUGGUGUAUUAUGUCGACGUUUUGGUGUUCCACUUAUUGAUGGCGGUACUGUUCGUUUACCACAUCUUAUUGGUCUUUCGCGUGCACUUGAUUUAAUUCUAACUGGUCGAACAGUACAUGCUCAAGAAGCAUUUAAUAUUGGAUUAAUUAAUCGUUUGGUACCUGAUGGUCAAUGUUUGGAAGAAGCAAUUCGACUAGCAAAAGAUAUACUUCGAUUUCCAUACGAAUGUAUGAAUACUGAUCGAAUAUCAGCUUAUUUUUCUGUAUCAAAUACGAUUGAUGAUAGUCUUAAACAAGAAUAUGAACAAGGAAUAAAAUUAAUCGAACGUGUAUCAAUGCCAGGUGCAAAACAUUUCAUAGAAGAAAAACAAGGACGAGGUGGAAAAUAUGAUGAUAUCAAAUGA